Molecule: messenger RNA, 4338 nt
Organism: Perca fluviatilis (European perch)
Lineage: Eukaryota; Metazoa; Chordata; Actinopteri; Perciformes; Percidae
Product: complement component C8 beta chain-like
Exons: 25
Coding region: 858-4295 (1145 amino acids)
Biological process (GO): immune response
Cellular component (GO): membrane attack complex
Molecular function (GO): protein binding
Source: RefSeq, a predicted model, not a curated record
CAGGCAACUUCAGAGCUGGAGAGAAGGGAGAGAGAGAAAAGAACAUAGAGCUUUACGGGAUCUUAGAAUUGUGGAAGAAUUUUGAACAUGUAAAAAAGCGAGGCAAUGUGAUUUCACCUUGUGUGUCCGGGAAAUGGAAUUAACAAAUGGAUUUUCUUAAACACGCUCUCUCCCUCUCUUUCUCUCUCUCUCUCUCUCUCUCUCUCUCUCUCAUUGGGGGGAAAAAUAGAGCGCUCAAAUGAAGGGGACACAGAUCUGGAUUAAAACGCAUAAAUGGGACACUCCAGAGAAGCAUCCGCUAGGAAAAGUGCUCGGAACAAGUGACUGUGAUGGGCUGUCGGGCUGCAUCUGAAGUACUCUACCAAAGAAUAAUAUCCACUCCUGACCUACUCUGAAGAACAAUAUUUGAUUCGAUCAAUGUUACAGUCUCCCCCGGAGGGAAUUACUCCUGAGUAAUAGGUGGACCCUCAGAAAAGAGCAACAGUAGACCAUGUGAUACUUGACCUUCAAAGAGAGAACUCGGGUACACUCCAGGAGAUGUCAAAUCUGAGUUGAGGCUGCUCUCGAGAGGAACACCCAGCUCAUAAUUCAAUCAUCUUUUCAUGUGUUGCUCAGCAAUACUCAAACAUCAUGGGCCAUCAGUGACGGAGCGUAGUUAUCAAUGCUGGAUCUUCAUUUAUUGAGGAGUACCGGACAUCUCAUCAUGGAUUUGAAUGAGAUUUUCUUCACCAAAGUGCAACUGUAAGAAAGACUGGAGUGUGGGGGAACCGGACACUGGGGGUUGGGAGGAUUAGCUAGUGGGCUGCUAACCCAUGGUGGAUCUGCUGUGAGCAGGAUAAGGGACUCAGCAGUGGAGGAUGUCAGCGGAGGCCGAGCUCCAGCCGGGUGUCAAAACCAGCCAGCGAAGGGAGUCCAGGAGGAUCAAAGGUCAGGACCGCAGUGAGGCGGGGCUUAUUAAGCGUUUCCGUGGAGAUGGCGUGCGCUACAAGGCCAAGCUGAUCGGGAUUGAUGAGGUGACAGCAGCGCGUGGGGACAAGCUGUGCCAGGACUCCAUGAUGAAGCUGAAGGGAAUGGCUUCCUCAGCACGUUCCAAAGGGGAGCACAAGCAGAGAGUGUUCUUGACGGUCUCUUUCGGCGGGAUCAAGAUUUACUGUGAGAGAUCAGGGGUGCUCAUGCAUCACCACUCAGUCCAUGAGAUCAGCUACAUCGCAAAGGACACCAGGGACCACCGGGCCUUUGGCUACGUCUGUGGGAAGGAGGGCCACCACAAGUUUGUGGCCGUCAAGACCGCGCAGUCGGCGGAGCCUCUCAUCAUUGACCUGCGUGACCUCUUUACGCUCAUCUAUGACAUUAAACAGCGGGAGGAGAUGGAGAAGAAGGCCCAGAAGGACAAACAGUGUGAGCAGGCAGUCUACCAGACCAUCCUGGAGGACGAAGUGGACGAUCCCGUUUACCAGUACAUAGUGUUUGAGGCUGGACACGAACCCCUCCGUGGCCCCCAGUCAGAGGAGAGCGUUUAUCAGGUCCCAACCAGUCAGCAGAAGGAAGGGAUCUAUGAUGUCCCAAAACGCCAUUUCAUGACUAACAUCAACCACUUUGAUCUUUUCGGUGACAUGUCCACUCCUCCCUCGAUGCCCCCAUCACCUGCCAACACACUGGACCCAAGCAGGAGCAGCCGCCAGCAGCAACACACUCCUGCUGAGUUGUACGCCCCCUUCAGCCCCACCUCUGUGCCGUCAGGUUAUAUGACCAUGGGUCCGGUGCAGGCGGCCCAAUGGGCGCAGCAGCCAUUUCCUGCCCAGGCCCAGACUUUGGCCUUCCCUGUGCAGGGGCCCCUCCAGGUGGCUCAGGUCCUCCCUGGUGGUCAGCCAGUCAUCUGGAGCCAGGCCAAUAUUUUCCCGGCCACCCAGCAGCAGUGGGCGGCCAUGGCAGCCUACAUGCCGGCCCAGACCGUGGGCGUGGGAGGGCACGCCAUACCAGCUGCCAUGCUCCAAGGCCUGGUACCCAUUACCACCAUGUGCCCCCAAGCCUGCGACAUAUCAGCCCCCUCCUCUGCCAUCACCAGCCCCCAGCACACGGCCGACCCCGGCCUGCUGCAGAGGCAGCUGAGCCUGGGGAGGGAAGGCCUCGGCGUGGACUCAGAUGCAGGCGAGGGCCCCUCUACAUCAGGAGCCGGAGCAGCAGGUGUGGGACCUGGCGUGGCGUCCGCAGCGGUGAGCAGGUGUGGGACCCCAGGCCUCAUGGGUGUACCGGACACACUGGCCUGCAGUCAGCUGCUGCUGCCUCCGUCAGCUGCUGUGAACCAGGAAGAGGAAGGGAGCUGUAGUGACCUUGAUCUCUCUAGGAUGACCUUGAGCCCCGGUACAUCCACAUCACCGUCUACUGAAUCUCCAUCCACUCCAGCCCCUCAGCAGAGCUCGUCUUCAGACUGCCCUCCUUCCCAGGCCAGUGACCCCCCAACAGAUCACUCCCCUGUAGACCCAGUGGGCAACUGCAGCAACGUUAAGGAGGAACAGUCGACAACCAUGCUUCCUGUGGUGAUACGAGUGAUGAGUGCCCUCAGUUUGCAGUGCUGUCUACUUUAUGGUACUUUGUGCUUGGUGCUGCUAAGUAAAGUUGCCAUGACAACAGCGAGCGAUGAAGAGCCUAGUGUUCGUGAUGCUCGGUCAGUGGGCGAUCAGGUGCUAGUUCAUCCAGUGGACUGUGCUUUAUCAGAGUGGAGCUCGUGGUCACGCUGUGACACCUGUCAGAAAAAAAGAUAUCGCUACGCUAAACUGGUCCAGCCGUCUCAGUUUGGGGGGCAGCCGUGCAAUUUUCAUGGCAGGGAGGAGGAGGCCUGUAACGUUCCAUCCCGUUACACCUGUAACAAUGUUCCUUUGUGUGAGGGAUUCCUCUGUGCCCAAACAGGUCGUUGUGUUCACAGAACUCUGCAGUGUAAUGGGGAGGAUGACUGUGGGGACAUGUCAGAUGAAGUCGGCUGUAAAAAGGUUCCAAAGCCCUGCAGGCAGGAGGCUGAAGAGUAUUGGGGAAUCGAAAAUCUUGCCAAAGGAAUCAACGUUUUGAACAGUGACCUGGAAGGUGUGGUGCUUGAUAACAGAUACUACGCUGGCAGCUGCUUGCCUCACUUCAUCCAGGAUGUCAGAUUCAGGAAGCCUUACAACUUGCAACAGUACACUCUGCAGACAAAAGGCUCAUAUGAUUUCACCUUGGAGGCUUUCGACUCAUACUCUGAGUACAUGGACCACACCAUAAAGGAGCACACGACCCAAACCUCUUUUGCCAUCGGUUUUGGCAUUGCAGGAGUAGCUGAAUUUGGCUUCAGUUUCAAAGAUGAAAAAUAUACCAAGGCAGAACGGAAGAUUCGCAGUGCUUCUGGCAAGACUAACAGCUUUGUGAGAGCCAAAGCAGAACUGGAGCUGGCCCAGUAUAUGUUGAAAUCAGAUGGUUUGAUGCUUCACCCUGAGUUCCUGCAGCGCCUGCGCUCCUUGCCACAGUCCUAUGUUUAUGGGGAAUACAGACAGAUCUACAGGGACUACGGCACCCACUACGUCACAGAGGCAGCCCUCGGAGGAGACUAUGAGCACACCACUAUCCUGAACAAGGAGAAGCUUGAGAAGACACAUUAUACUUUGGACGACUACAAACGCUGUACGGAGGCAGGCGUUAAGGCCGGGGCCAACAUUAAAGGUGUUUAUGUGUCUUUGGGUGUUACGGGUGGAUCUUGUAGUGGCCUGAUGACUGAGAUUGGAGAGGACACAGUACAUGGCAGCAUGGUGGAGGACUUUGUUGCUGUUGUAAGGGGUGGAAGUAGUGAAUCCAUCGCUGCUUUGGUGUCUAAAGAGCUUCCCACCCCGCAGCUGAUGGGGCUCUGGGGCGAAGGCGUGCGCUUUAACCCCGACUUCAUUCGCAAAACAACAAAACCGCUGUAUGAGCUGGUGACCUCCAGAGACUUUUCACAGGAUGGCACUCUGAAAAGAAACCUGAAGAAAGCGCUGUCAGAGUACCUGACAGAGGCUAGUCCGUGUCGAUGUGCUCCCUGCCAUAACAACGGAGUGGCCUUUUUGAAAGGCACCAGGUGUGACUGUGUGUGCCCUGUUGGCUACUCUGGACGGGGCUGUGAAAUCACUACUAGGCAAAAAGAUAUAGCCAUUGAUGGCAGCUGGAGCUGCUGGGGCGCAUGGUCAUCCUGCAGUGGAAGAACAAUGACAAGGAGUCGACAGUGUAACAACCCAGCACCCGGCAAUGGAGGCCUGGCGUGCAGAGGACUGCAGCAAGAGUCUACUGAAUGCAUUUAAAAUCUGCACAACAGCCCUGACUAAUAAAAAACGAACUUUGGUA